AUGGGGGGCUGUGAUCGAUCAUCAGAAGAGGAGGAGAUGGAUGAAGAGGAGUGGGAGCCCAAAAAGAAAAUUACAAGUCGGCCCAGGGUCCCCAAAGUGAAAGAGCCCAAAGCAAAAAAACCAGCUGCAAUCCAGAAGAAAACUACUGUGGCUCGUAAAAGGAUCAAGAAGGUAGUGGUGAAAGAGGAGCCAGACACAUCUUUACCUGCUCCGGUUUCUGGAGGGAAUGGAGGAGGAGCGCAACUUAAAGAAGAGACAAAUCUGAGAAGUCCAGCUAAAAAGCCCACAGUAUGUCCAGUGAAGAAUCGCGGUUUAGGGAAUCCUGUCUAUGGCCUGGAUAAUGCUGAAGAACCCUCCACGAGUGCUGCAUCUAAACAGAAAGUGAAGAUGGAAGAGUCUGAGGAAGACUAUGCCUUUGAUGAACCUCCUUUAAAAAAAGUAAAAUCAUCCAUGCAUCCUCAGGGAAAUCCUGUAAAAUAUGCUGUGUGUGCCGCAGAGGAUGAAGACCAGAAAAUGAAUUGGAAUAUAGUGCAGGUCUUGUCACAAAGGACUGGUAUUGAAGAAUGGGUGUGCGCAAACAUAAUCCGUCUCUUCAAAGAUGACAAUACUAUUCCUUUUAUUGCCCGGUACCGGAAAGAGCUCAUCAACAAUCUGGAAGCCGAUGCGUUGCGAGAGGUGCAGCAAACGUUGGAGGAACUACAAGCAGUUGUCAAAAAGGUCCAUAGCUCAAUACAGAAACUUAAGAAGGAAGGAAAGCUAUCAGAAGACCUCUUGAUUGUUUUGUUAAAUUGCAAAACCUUGGAGGAGCUGGAUCACGUGUAUGCUCCAUAUAAAACUGGAAGUAAAGGCACCAAGGCUCAGAGGGCCAGACAGCUGGGUUUAGAACAGGCAGCCAAUUUGCUCCUUGGAAAUCCUAGAGAACUCAACCUGUUGUUUUAUGUCAAGUCCAAUGUGGAAGGACUCUCUACUAUUGAGGAAGUAAAAUCUGGAGUUCAACACAUCUUGGCUGACAUGGUUGCUAAAGAUAAAGACACGCUGGAUUUCAUCAGAGCCUUAUGCCAUAAAAGAUAUGUUUGCAUUCAGUCAUCGUUGUCAAAAGUGACAUCCAAAAAAGCCAGUGAAAAAGACAUCAACAAAUUUCACCUGUACCAGAACUUUUCUUGCAAUAUAAAGAACAUUCAACAUCACCAGGUUCUAGCCAUUAACAGAGGGGAGAAUCUGAAAAUCCUGACAAUGAAGAUCAACAUCCCUGACGGGGUGAAGAAUGAAUUCUGUAGGUGGUGUGUAAAUGAAAGAUGGAGACCAAAGGCCUAUGCAAACCCGGAAUUAAUGGAGUUGCUGCGCUACUCAGUAGAAGACUCAUACAAACGCCUUAUUUAUCCUCUGCUUUGUAGAGAGUUCAGAUCAAAAUUAACUUCAGAGGCAGAGAAGGAAUCUGUAAUGAUGUUUGGAAGGAACCUUCGCCAACUGCUUCUCAUGAGUCCUGUGAGAGGGCGAACCUUGAUGGGAGUUGAUCCUGGCUAUUCACAUGGUUGCAAAUUGGCAAUAAUUUCACCCCUGAGUCACAUACUCCAUACAGAUGUUGUUUAUUUACAUUCUGGUAAAGGAUUCCAUGAAGCCGAGAAGAUAAGGAGACUUCUCUUGCAAUACAACUGUGACACUGUUGUGAUUGGCAACGGAACAGCGUGCAGGGAGACGGAAGCUUACUUUGCUGACUUAAUUAUGAAGAAAUUCUUUGCCCCUUUAGAUGUCACUUACUGCAUUACCAGUGAGGCAGGAGCCUCUAUAUACAGUGUGAGUCCCGAAGCUUGUAAAGAGAUGCCUGAUUUAGACCCUAACCUACGAAGUGCAGUUUCCAUAGCUAGACGUGUACAGGACCCAUUAGCUGAGCUAGUGAAAAUUGAGCCCAAACACAUUGGAGUUGGAAUGUACCAGCAUGACGUGUCGCAGACCUUGCUCAAAGCAGUCCUGGAUAGUGUGGUGGAAGAGUGCGUCAGCUUUGUAGGAGUUGAUAUUAACAACUGUUCAGAAAUUUUAUUAAGACACAUUGCAGGACUGAAUGCCACUAGAGCUAAAAAUAUAAUUGAAUGGCGGGAGAAGAAUGGACCGUUUGUCAAUCGAGAGCAGCUCAAGGAUGUCAAAGGACUGGGUCCAAAGACCUUUCAGCAAUGUGCUGGCUUUAUAAGGAUUAACCAGGAAUAUAUUCGAACUUUCUGCAGUCAACAGGGAGAGCUUGUGGCUGGAGGUCAUAAAGCAGUCACAAGUAAAAAACCAGGGAAGAAGAAAAGUAAAGUGGAAGCCAACAUUGUUCAACAGCCAAAUCCUUUGGAUCAAACGUGCAUCCACCCAGAAUCGUAUCAUAUUGCACAGAGGUUUUUGGAUCUCAUUGGAGGAAAUGCCAACGAGAUAGGAAAGUCAGAAAUGCAGCAAAAAGUGAAUGCAGUUAUUGAAAGAGACGGGAUAGAAGGACUAGCAAAAAGUCUGAAUACAGCAGGACACACAGUGCAAAUAAUUAUUGAUGGACUGACUCAACCUGAAGGGUAUGACAUCCGGAAAGACUUUGAGAAACCUGAUUUCAAGAGGAGCAUUGUCUGUCUUGAAGACUUAAGCAUUGGGACUGUUUUGACAGGAAGAGUUGAGAACGCUACUCUCUUUGGAGUUUUUGUUGACGUUGGAGUUGGUAGGGCAGGACUGAUUCCAAUUCGGAGCAUAACAGAAGACAAGCUUUCGAAAGUAAAGAAAAGAAGGAGCCUCAGUUUGGGCCCAGGUGAAAAAGUGGAAGUUAAAGUGCGUGAAGUUGACAUCCCACGCUCCAGAAUAACAUUGGACCUCAUACGUGUUUUAUGAUCUGUUUGU
This is a messenger RNA of Euleptes europaea (tarantolino), 2856 nucleotides long. RefSeq names its product S1 RNA binding domain 1 (gene SRBD1). Gene Ontology annotation, biological process: translation; nucleobase-containing compound metabolic process. The transcript has 20 exons. NCBI's taxonomy places the organism in Eukaryota, Metazoa, Chordata, Lepidosauria, Squamata, Sphaerodactylidae. The record is from RefSeq and is a predicted model, not a curated record. Gene Ontology annotation, molecular function: mRNA binding; structural constituent of ribosome. Bases 1 to 2847 code for a protein of 948 amino acids.